AUGGCGGCGCUGCGUAAGGCCUUAGCGAAGCGUCUUCUCACCGGCACCCCCAAAGACUCAACCCUUGUACUCUCAAAACACUCAGCUAUUCCUAACGACGCUAAAGCUGAAUUCCGCCGUGAAUUCUUCACCACGUCAGAAUCCUUCGCCACAGGAUUCCUCCGCCGCUUCCUCCAGCGCCGCGCCAUUAACAACCACUCCUCCCCCACCUUCCUCACCCUCCCCGUCGGGGACAAGCUCAGAGAUAAAAUCAAAUCACUAAACAUCGCCGGAGACCACCGUGAGGCUCUUAACUGGAUGAACCCACCUCCAUCACCCUCGCCGCCGAACGAAUCCAACGAUUUCGUCGUGAAAAUUAAGGAUGUCAAGAAAAUGCUCAGGUUUGUUCAGUUGGAGAAGGUUAAACAAAGACUAAGGAACAUCCCGGAGAAUACAAUUCCGUACGGCGAGUUCGUACGGAUUUGCGGUGAUGUUUGUGGGAAUGAAGAACACGGGCUCGAGUUUUCAAGAGCCUUGGAUGAUUCCGGCGACGUCAUCGUCCUCGGUACCGUCGUUUUUCUCCGGCCAGAGCAGGUGGCCAAAAAAAUGGAGAAACUAAUUUCCCAAUCUAUAAUAGCCAUGCCAAACGACCCAAGAAGGAAAGAACUGGCCCAUCUAGAAAAGGAAAAGUCCAUAAUAGACCAAAAGGCACAUUCUCUGGUUCAAAGAGAACUCUACUUUGGGCUGGGCUUUCUUAUUCUUCAAACGUUGGGCUUUAUGAGGCUAACUUUUUGGGAACUAAGUUGGGAUGUAAUGGAGCCCAUUUGCUUCUUUGUGACAUCAGCGCACUUUGCAAUUGCCUAUGCUUUCUUCUUGAGGACAUCACAAGAGCCCUCCUUUAAUGGCUACUUCCAGAGACGUUUAAAAGUCAAGCAAAAGAAGCUUAUGCGAAUUUACAACUUUGACCUUGAAAGGGUUGUGGGCAACGAUAGUGGGGAUUUCUCGAAUUCGCGGCCAUUCUUUGGACUCAAAUUCCUUUACGAUUCGCGGCCAUUCUUCUCAUCUAUUGAGCUGAAUCUUCUCGAAUCCUCUUUACGUAAUUGA
Molecule: messenger RNA, 1083 nt
Organism: Fraxinus pennsylvanica
Lineage: Eukaryota; Viridiplantae; Streptophyta; Magnoliopsida; Lamiales; Oleaceae
Source: the annotation of a GenBank genome assembly